AUGGAUGCACCUUCAAUUUACACUUCAGAAUUAAUUAAAUCACUAUUAAAAAGUGAUAAUGAGAAUUAUAAAGUCGUUCCAAAUAAAAGUCAACGCGUUUCAGCUGCAUGCUGGAAGAAUAGGGGUAUGGGUUUUCCAGCUAAAAAAUUAAAUAAUAAAGAUGAAUUUACUGUUAUUCCUGGCUUUGCAUCAUGUUCCAAAUGUUUCGAAACUUAUCGCUAUGUUAAUUCAAGUACCACACAUAUUAAUGCUCACAAAUGUCUUAACUUAUUACCAUCAGAUCAAACAUCGCUUGAUCAUCAUUUUCCAUCUAAAUCACUUGCUCAUCAAACAGAACAACGAACAGUUCCAAUAACAAAAGCUAUUGCAAGAAAGAAAGAAGCAAUGAAGAAGGUGUGUGCUGUAUGGAUCGCGCAUUCGAUGCGUUCUUUUAAAGUUGUUCAAGAUCCAGGUUUUAAAGCUGUAAUCGGCGAAUGUCUAAAGAUUGCUGCUAAUGAAAGAUUAUUACUGAAGGAUCGGUUGGUUGAGGCCGUAAAGUAUGGUGGUGUCUGCAUUAGUCCAGAUAUUUGGAGUGACCAAUAUCGUAAAAUCUCAUACUUAGGUGCAACAGCUCAUUUCGUUGGCAAAGAUACUAAAUACUAUUCUGUUGAUUUAUUUUGUACUGAAUUUACGGCAAGGAAAAAAAGUGGUGAAAACAUAAUGAAAUUAUUACGCACGGAAUUAGCAUCGUUUGGAUUAGAAAAUUAUUUAUCUGAUAUUAUAUUUGUUACUGAUCGUGGUGCCAAUUUCAUAAAAGGUUUAAAUGGUUUCACAACUGAUAGAGUUACAACGACAACAAAAACUGUUAUCGAACGAAUAGAAAAAACACCUAAUAAAACAACUAAAUAUAGAACCACCAUUGAAGCAUCACCAGAAAUAGAUUCUGAGGUCGAAAUGACCGAUGAUGAAAAUACUUACGAUACGGAUGAAUCUGAAAUUACUGAUGAUGACGAUAUUGAUUAUUCGAGUAUUACAAUUUUUAAUUUACCAACAUCGGCAAAAAAGGUUUUAGAUACUAUUCGUUAUUGCAAAGCCUUGGUAAAAUAUAUUAAAAAGGCCAAUCUCAAUCGUCAUAUUCAACUUGAACAUGAAAAAGAAGAUUAUAAUCCAACAGCCGACGAAGAUGAAAGCAAAAAGCAAUUUUCAAAAUUUACCACUCUUCAUCAAUGUUCAGCAAUUCGAUGGCUUUCUUUACAUGAUCUACUAUCAAGUAUUCAAAAGGCUUAUCAUCCAUUAAAACAAAUUUUAAAUGAAAAACAAGAGUCAUCACGACUCGAGAAAAUCAAUAUAAAUGUUGUAGCUCAAUUAAUUAAAUUUCUAGAUCCAUGGAAAUAUGUAAUGAAUGAAAUUCAACUUAGCAAUUCACCAUCAUUAUUUAUAAUUUUACCUUGUAUCGCUUAUCUGAAACAACAAAUUACAAAAAGUGAACGAACAAUGAGAGGUGGCAUGAGUUUUUUCGCCAAACGAUCAAUACAAUUAUUAGAAUCCAUGUUUAAAAUUGAAAAUUUGCAUGUUAUGGGAACAUUUUUACAUCCAAAUUAUAAACAACUAAAGCAUGCUACACAAAUACAAAUAAUUGAAUGCCAUAAUUCAUGUCGAUUGGCAAUUCCACCAUCGUCUACUUCAACAUAUUCAGUAUCUGAUGAUAACAAUGAAAUUAAUGAGCCAUUAACAAAGAAACCGAAACGCUUUUUAGAAUCCUUAAUGGAUGAUAUAACUCCACCACAAGUAUCACAAACCAAGGAUGAAGUCGAUGUAUAUAUUGAUUUACAACUGAAGGAUAAUGAAAUUUAUACAAAUCCACUUACAUUUUGGCAACAACAUGAAUAUACGUUUCCUCAUUUAUCCAAAUUUGCACGGAAAAUCUUUGCUGUUCCAUGCAGUUCUGCGGCAGUAGAACGGGAAUUUAGUGCUGCUGGACAAUUAGUUACACAACGUCGUUCUAAUAUCGAGCCUAGCACAAUCAACGAUAUUCUUUUUCUUCGUUCAAUAGAAAAUAGUAAAAGACUUAUAUAA
Molecule: messenger RNA, 2055 nt
Organism: Rotaria socialis
Lineage: Eukaryota; Metazoa; Rotifera; Eurotatoria; Philodinida; Philodinidae
Source: the annotation of a GenBank genome assembly